Messenger RNA from Colletotrichum graminicola M1.001, 1569 nucleotides. Its product is annotated as serine hydroxymethyltransferase. Lineage: Eukaryota; Fungi; Ascomycota; Sordariomycetes; Glomerellales; Glomerellaceae. The transcript has 5 exons. The record is from RefSeq and is a predicted model, not a curated record. Gene Ontology annotation, molecular function: pyridoxal phosphate binding; glycine hydroxymethyltransferase activity; serine binding. The coding region runs from base 1 to 1569 and encodes 522 amino acids. Gene Ontology annotation, cellular component: cytoplasm. Gene Ontology annotation, biological process: L-serine catabolic process; folic acid metabolic process; tetrahydrofolate interconversion.
AUGUCUCUUCCAGUAUUUCGAAGCACAACUCGUGCAGUCCGUUGCUUGCCGAGGGCGGCAGCUCUACCCUGCGCCCGUGCAGGUGGCGUGACGAGGUUGAUCUCAACAAACAGCUUGGAGGGCCAACAACGGCUCCUGUCUGCCAAUCUUCAACAGGCCGAUCCCGCCGUCUACGACAUCAUUGAAAAGGAGAAAACAAGACAGAAGCAUUUUAUCAAUCUCAUCCCCUCCGAGAACUUUACCUCACAGGCCGUUCUCGAUGCUUUGGGCAGUGUUAUGCAAAACAAGUACUCAGAGGGCUACCCCGGCGCAAGAUACUAUGGCGGAAACGAGUUCAUCGAUCAGUCAGAGCGUCUCUGCCAGCAGCGAGCUCUGGAAACGUUUGGCCUCGAUGCGAAGCAAUGGGGUGUCAACGUACAAGCUCUGUCUGGUGCCCCGGCCAACUUGUAUGUCUACUCUGCCCUGAUGGACACUCACGACCGCCUCAUGGGCCUGGACCUCCCCCACGGCGGGCACUUGUCGCACGGCUACCAGACACCGACCAAGAAGAUCUCCGCCAUCUCCAAGUACUUUGAGACGGUCCCCUACAGGCUUGAUGAGACCACCGGCCAGAUUGACUACAACAAGCUGGAGGAGUUGGCCAUGCUCUACAGACCCAAGGUGAUUGUCGCUGGAGCUAGCGCCUACAGCAGGUUGAUAGACUACAAGCGCAUGCGCGAGAUUUGCGACAAGACCAACGCCUAUCUCCUGGCCGACAUGGCUCACAUCUCGGGUCUGGUUGCUGCCAAGGUUAUGCCCGGCCCCUUUGCCUACGCCGAUAUCGUUACGACCACCAGCCACAAGAGCUUGCGAGGACCCCGUGGCGCCAUGAUCUUCUUCCGCAAGGGCGUACGCCGGCAGAACGCCAAAAAGGAGGACGAGAUGUAUAACCUCGAGGGUCCCAUCAACGCCUCCGUUUUCCCCGGCCACCAGGGAGGUCCUCACAAUCACACAAUCACCGCCUUGGCCGUCGCUUUGAAGCAGGCUCAGGCUCCCGAGUUCCGCGCCUACCAGGCUCAGGUUCUGGCCAAUGCCAAGGCUCUCUCCCAGAGACUGGGUGCGUCCAAGGAGAAGGGAGGCUUGGGAUACAGCAUCGUGUCAGGCGGCACCGACAACCACCUUAUCCUGGUGGACCUGAAGCCCCAGGGCAUCGACGGUAGCCGUGUCGAAAGGGUACUGGAGCUCGUCGGCGUUGCCGCCAACAAGAACACGGUUCCUGGCGACAAGUCGGCGUUGGUGCCCGGUGGACUGCGCAUUGGUACGCCUGCCAUGACGACAAGAGGGUUUAACGAGGAGGACUUUGGUCGCGUGGCCGACAUCAUCGACCGCGCUGUCACCAUUGCUAUCCGGAUUAACAAGAGCGCCAAGAAGGCGGCCGAGGAGAAGGGGGAGAAGAAGCCCGGUCUGCUGAGACACUACAUGGAACAUCUUGGUGACGGGGAAAAUGACCCUGAGAUUGUCCAGCUGCGGUCCGAGGUGGCCGACUGGGUGGGCACCUACCCGCUGCCUUGGGAUAUCCACUCGUCUUGA